Tribolium castaneum (red flour beetle) is the source of this 1686-nucleotide messenger RNA. It is a transcript of the gene Adsl, whose product is annotated as Adenylosuccinate lyase. The record is from RefSeq and is a predicted model, not a curated record. Lineage: Eukaryota; Metazoa; Arthropoda; Insecta; Coleoptera; Tenebrionidae. Gene Ontology annotation, molecular function: (S)-2-(5-amino-1-(5-phospho-D-ribosyl)imidazole-4-carboxamido) succinate lyase (fumarate-forming) activity; N6-(1,2-dicarboxyethyl)AMP AMP-lyase (fumarate-forming) activity. Gene Ontology annotation, cellular component: cytosol. Bases 190 to 1653 code for a protein of 487 amino acids. The transcript has 3 exons. Gene Ontology annotation, biological process: 'de novo' AMP biosynthetic process.
AAACACGAUAUCAAGCCCCACGAUAACCUUCCAAGCCACAUGUUGCGCAACAACUGUGCGUAACCAUCCGAAGACCUCAUCAAAGUCAAUUGCAAAUUGAUAAGAUUUUAUUCGUUCAAAAGUGCCUCCUAGUGCUUGCACCACUUCCAGCUCUUUGUAACUCUGAUUCUUGAAGACAGUUUAAUCAAAAUGAGUGAAACUAUUGACUACAACAACCCCUAUUGCAACUAUCGAUCCCCCCUGAGCACCAGGUAUGCCAGCAAGGAAAUGCAGUACAAUUUCAGCGACCAGAAGAAGUUUUCCACUUGGAGACGACUCUGGAUCAACCUGGCCAAAGCAGAAAAGGAAUUGGGGCUGGACAUCAGCGAUGCCCAAAUCGCCGAGAUGGAGAGAAAUGUGCACAAUAUCAAUUUCGCGGAAUGUGCGGAAGAGGAGAAAUUGACGAGGCACGAUGUUAUGGCCCACGUGCACGUUUUCGCAAAACAGUGCCCGACAGCGGCACCCAUUAUCCAUCUAGGGGCGACCUCGUGCUUCGUGGGGGAUAACACGGAUUUGAUUGUUAUCAAGGAUGGGUUGGAGCUGUUGCUGCCAAGGGUUGCGGGGGUCAUCCAGAAUUUGGCCCGCUUUGCCGAACAGUACAAAUCCCUCCCAACGCUGGGCUUCACCCACCUCCAACCCGCCCAACUGACCACCGUCGGCAAACGCGCCACGCUCUGGCUCUUCGACUUCCUCCUCGACGAGGAGGAAUUGCGCCAAAUCAAGGCCAAGCUCCGCUUCCGCGGCGCCAAAGGCACCACCGGCACCCAGGCCUCCUUCCUCCAGCUCUUCGACGGCGACGGCACCAAAGUCCGGAAGUUGGACAAACGCGUCGCUGAAUUAUCCGGCUUUGCCAAAACCUACCCGGUCACUGGCCAAACCUACACGCGCAAAAUCGACCUCCAGGUCGUGGGGGCGCUCUCCCAUCUAGGGGCCUCCGUCCACAAGAUGUGCUCCGACUUGCGCCUCUUGGCCAACAUGAAGGAAAUCGAGGAGCCAUUCGAGACGACGCAAAUCGGCAGCAGCGCCAUGCCCUACAAGCGAAACCCUAUGCGGUCGGAACGGUGCUGCGCCCUCGCCCGGCAUUUGAUUUCCCUGCACUCGAACGCGGCAAACACGCAUGCCGUCCAGUGGCUGGAACGCACUCUGGACGACUCGGCCAACAAGAGAUUGACGCUCCCGGAGGCGUUUCUGAGCGCCGAUGCCGCGCUCAUGGUUCUGGAGAACAUAACGCAAGGCCUGGUCGUGUACCCGAAGGUGAUCGAACGAAGGAUCAUGCAGGAGCUGCCCUUCAUGUCCGCGGAGAACAUAAUCAUGGCCAUGGUGAAGAAAGGGGGAGAUCGGCAAAUUUGCCACGAGAAAAUCAGGGUUUUGUCGCAACAAGCGGGCGCCCAGGUGAAGGAACACGGGAAGGACAACGAUUUCCUGGAUAGGGUCAAGGCGGAUAAAUACUUCCAACCAAUCGUCGGGGAUUUAGCCACGAUCCUGCAACCGUCCACUUACAUAGGCCGGGCGGCGGAACAAGUCACCGAGUUUUUGCAAGAGGAGGUUGCCCCAAUCCUCCAAAUGUACAAGAAUCAAUUAAAGGAGCACAAAACCAUCACUCUGAACAUAUAGUUGUGUCGUUUUAUCAAUAAAGAGUCGCUCGUU